GGCGAAGCCAAUUAGGUUGUAGCCUCUUGCGACGUAUGCGCGUCUUUGUCACGUGACGGCGCACCCCGCCUCGUACUGCGCAUGCCCCUGUGCAAGAGAGCGGCCCUUUCUCCUCCUCCUUCGCCCGGCUCCCUGCUGUCUUCCUCCCGGCGUCUCACUGAGCAGUCAUAAUGGCGGCCCGGCCCGGCAGACUCUCUGGGGCGCUGGUGUUGCUGCUGGCGUCCCUGCUCCCUGUCCGGUCGUGGGCGUCCGAGGUGACCGGCGGCGGCGUGGAGUCCCUUGGCGCUGGAGAACGGUUCAAGAUCGAGGGUCGUGCAGUGGUGCCGGGAGUGAAGCCCCAAGACUGGAUUGCGGGGGCUCGAGUGCUGGUGGACGGGGAGGAAUACGUCGGCUUCCUCAAGACAGAUGGAAGCUUUGUGGUUCAUGAUAUUCCUUCAGGAUCGUAUGUAGUUGAAGUUAUAUCUCCAGCUUAUAAAUUUGAACCAGUACGAGUGGACAUCACUUCAAAAGGGAAAAUGAGAGCAAGAUACGUCAAUUACAUCAAAACAUCAGAAGUGGUCAGGCUGCCAUACCCACUUCAGAUGAAAUCUUCUGGACCUCCUUCUUACUUCAUAAAGAGAGAAUCUUGGGGAUGGACAGAUUUCUUAAUGAACCCCAUGGUUAUGAUGAUGAUCCUUCCAUUGCUGAUCUUUGUAUUGCUGCCUAAAGUUGUCAACACAAGUGACCCUGAUAUGAGGCGGGAAAUGGAGCAAUCAAUGAAUAUGUUGAAUUCUAACCAUGAGUUGCCUGAUGUGUCAGAGUUCAUGACAAGACUUUUCUCCUCAAAAUCUUCUAGCAAGUCGAGUGGUGGUAGCAGUAAAGCUGGGAAGAGUGGGGCAGGAAAAAGGAGGUAGCUGUUUCUUCCCUUGGAACCACAAUUUGCACAGCACUAUUAUGUGGUAUCAUCUGUACCUUCUGUGGAAGAACAAAAAGCCACUACUGUAACCUUAAUCCAGUGUGAAAUUGGAUGCAAUACAGCUGUUGUAUGUGGUGUAGCUUUUUAACCUAUUUAAAUAUCUUGUUCUUUAAACACAUGGGGACAUAGUUGCAGUUCUGUAUCUCUGUAAAGUCAAUAUUGAUGAUGAAUAACUUCUUUGUAGAGAAUGACAUUAAAGAAUUUAAAUUAUGUGCAA
This is a messenger RNA of Hemicordylus capensis (graceful crag lizard), 1172 nucleotides long. RefSeq names its product ER membrane protein complex subunit 7 (gene EMC7). Gene Ontology annotation, cellular component: EMC complex. The transcript has 5 exons. The coding region runs from base 171 to 893 and encodes 240 amino acids. NCBI's taxonomy places the organism in Eukaryota, Metazoa, Chordata, Lepidosauria, Squamata, Cordylidae. Gene Ontology annotation, molecular function: carbohydrate binding. The record is from RefSeq and is a predicted model, not a curated record.